Messenger RNA from Notodromas monacha, 5223 nucleotides. NCBI's taxonomy places the organism in Eukaryota, Metazoa, Arthropoda, Ostracoda, Podocopida, Cyprididae. The record is from the annotation of a GenBank genome assembly.
AUGGAAGAGGCUGUUGAAGUUGAAGAAAUUGUAUGGCAGAUUGUCGAGACUGCAAGAUAUUUGGAGCUGGAAGUUGCUGCAGAUGAUUCAGAGGAGCUGAUAGAAGAGCAUGCAGAGGAGCUGAUGGAAGAACAUGCAGAGGAGCUUACAAUGGCAGUUAUGAGUCAAGAAGUUGAUUAUGAAGGACAAACAAGUGCGAUGGAGUUUGAUCCCUUUGAAGAUGAAGCUACGUGUUGGGGAACACGUGGUGCUCCGCUGGCUCUCAACUCGAACCGGGCUCCGAUACUGAUUCGAAUAGAUGGCGGUGCUUCUGGGGAUUUUUCUGACAAUCAUGACAGUGCGAAAUCAGUUGGCCUGGGGGUUCUUCCUGCCAAACAAUUGAUGAAUGCUAAUGAGGCGCCGUUUUCCGCGUUCCGACGGAAGUUGGCAGAAGUAGCAAAGGGGAAGAACUCGGUUCGUGUGGCGUGGUAUUUGAAAACGGCAUGGGUUAAACCGAAACCCGUGUUGGAAGUUCCCAAGUCGUCGGUGUCAGUUAGUCGACAGGAUAAACCUCAACUGCCGACUUCCAGAGAAGCAACCAAGAUUGCGACUUUGAGGUCUCAGCAAAAGGGGGUUUCCAAGGAAGAUAUAAGCCACUUCAUCAACCCUCCGCCCCCAGAAAAAGCGGCUAGUCCAGUUCCCAGCAGCUCCAACACGAGAUCUUUGGUGAAAAAUGCAAGUACAGAACGACAGCCUGCUCAGAAGCAAGACUCUUCUGCACAAGGCCAGCGCAGACGUUCGAGAUCAAAAUCUCCUGAGCAAUCGCGUAAAAGGGCACGGAAAGAAAAUGCCUCCAUUGCUAGAAGCAUUUCCAGAAAUUCUCAACAGAACAAAGAGUCGACUGUGACAAAGGACACUCUAAUAAACGUUACAAAAACGACUGCAUCAACCAGCAAGAAUUCCAAUAAUAACUCAAAUGUGGCGCCGAAUUCUGUAAGGGUGACUGGAACCAAUAAUUCUCUGUCUGUAUCAAUGGGCCAGUCUUCAAGUGCAAUUCUCCCUCUCCUUGCUGGAAAUGGAGUCCCAGAUUCUGCUACAGCAAAGAGUAAUUCAUCUGGUGCUGUUCCUCAAGCAUUGCCAGUUCCAGUUGGCAAUGAAACCAGCGUAGUUGCGGUAGGAAAAUCGGGACAAACAAGUGCGAUGGAGUUUGAUCCCUUUGAAGAUGAAGCUACGUGUUGGGGAACACGUGGUGCUCCUCUGGCUCUCAACUCGAACCGGGCUCCGAUACUGAUUCGAAUAGAUGGCGGUGCUUCUGGGGAUUUUUCUGACAAUCAUGACAGUGCGAAAUCAGUUGGCCUGGGGGUUCUUCCUGCUAAACAAUUGAUGAAUGCUAAUGAGGCGCCGUUUUCCGCGUUCCGACGGAAGUUGGCAGAAGUAGCAAAGGGGAAGAACUCGGUUCGUGUGGCGUGGUAUUUGAAAACGGCAUGGGUUAAACCGAAACCCGUGUUGGAAGUUCCCAAGUCGUCGGUGUCAGUUAGUCGACAGGAUAAACCUCAACUGCCGACUUCCAGAGAAGCAACCAAGAUUGCGACUUUGAGGUCUCAGCAAAAGGGGGUUUCCAAGGAAGAUAUAAGCCACUUCAUCAACCCUCCGCCCCCAGAAAAAGCGGCUAGUCCAGUUCCCAGCAGCUCCAACACGAGAUCUUUGGUGAAAAAUGCAAGUACAGAACGACAGCCUGCUCAGAAGCAAGACUCUUCUGCACAAGGCCAGCGCAGACGUUCGAGAUCAAAAUCUCCUGAGCAAUCGCGUAAAAGGGCACGGAAAGAAAAUGCCUCCAUUGCUAGAAGCAUUUCCAGAAAUUCUCAACAGAACAAAGAGUCGACUGUGACAAAGGACACUCUAAUAAACGUUACAAAAACGACUGCAUCAACCAGCAAGAAUUCCAAUAAUAACUCAAAUGUGGCGCCGAAUUCUGUAAGGGUGACUGGAACCAAUAAUUCUCUGUCUGUAUCAAUGGGCCAGUCUUCAAGUGCAAUUCUCCCUCUCCUUGCUGGAAAUGGAGUCCCAGAUUCUGCUACAGCAAAGAGUAAUUCAUCUGGUGCUGUUCCUCAAGCAUUGCCAGUUCCAGUUGGCAAUGAAACCAGCGUAGUUGCGGUAGGAAAAUCGGGAGUUGUGAUCACUGUUCAACCGAGGCCAAAAUCUAUUCCCACGUCAUUUGUCAACCUCUUCUUGAAGUCCCUGGGGAUGAUGGUCAACGUGGACAAGAAUAUUCUCCCCGAAUACGACUCGGUUGUUGCUCUGUUCGAAGAAAGCGUGGAUGGUUUGGAAGCUGCCGAAAGUGUACUGAGGAGGGUAACGACUCGCGAAUAUCUGCAAAAAAUCAGCCUUCUGCUCGAAGUGGGGAAACUGAGGUUUUCCAAGGAGCAGCAUUCCUGCGUUGACCGAGUGUUGGAAUGUAUCAAUUCCUAUCUGAAUGAAACCAACCAGUUUUGCAAACAGUUUGCAAGUCCGACAACGAGGCCUAAUGUUCCUGCUGCUGCUUCACCACCUGGCAACCCCUCUCCUGAUCCAAUCGAAACUGUUGUGGUUGAAAUGGAACUUGACAGCGAAGAAGAAGAAGAACAGCAGCAGCAGGAACCACAACAACAACAACAGCGCCUACGGCCUGAGAGAGUGUUGAUACAGUGUUCUGGACCAACUAAUGGAUUACUUCCGCAUCCGGAAAGGGAGAUGAAUGCGUCUUUGGCCGAAAAGGAAAUCGUUCUUACGAUUUUGAAUUUGAGUGACGCAGAAACCGUGUCAUUCAUGUUUGAAGCUACCAGAGGCUUGGAUAAGAAGAAUUUAAUCCGGCAGUUCCUGGAAUUGAAGAAACGUCUGACCUUACCUGAGAAUCUAUCGAAACAAACGGAAUACAUGAAAGAGGUGUCCAACCGGUGCCAACUGCGUCCGAAUGCAACCCAGCCGGAGAAAGUUGAAGCCCUGCGUCGUGUUCGUGAUCUUCUCGUGAAAUACUACCGAUUGAAACCAAAGACUUUGUUGUCGACACCAGUUGUGGCGCCGCCGCCGGCUGCCACAAACGGCGUCCCUCAUCAUUCUCGAACCGCGCCGGGUGCCCCUGGAAGACUGUUGGAGGAACUAGUGUUGCCGAGACCCAAUGACCCGUCAGGAGUGGCCAAUAAUAAUUGGCGUCGCGGGAAGCCCGAGGAAUUGAUGUUGUGCUGGUUUGGCCGUUGCAACGUGUGCAAUAAGAACUGUCACCGACGGUUGCCGCAUGCGACGGCCGACGGCUACACAAUUUGCACGUCGUGCCAACGCCCGGGAAUCGUGAAACGGAUGAAGUGCAAAUUCGGGAUCAAGUGUCACGUGAAGAAGAGGGAAGACAUGAAGGAGAUGACGGAGCAACAGCGCCGUGGCGGCGAAGAAGUGUUGGACGCGAAUGGUUGUGUGGUGGGCUGCUGGUGCAGCAGAUGCCGGUCGUGUUCCGAGCUCCAGCAUUUUGUGUCCGCCACGAGACCGUCUGUGCAGCAGUGUAACAAGUGUGGGAAGAUUGCGCACUUUGUCAUGGAACCUUGCACGCAUUCGAGGUGUGUGCAGGAGAGGCUGGAAAAACGCCAGAGGGAGAGAGUGUGAUGGAAGUGAUGAGUGCAGUGAUGGUUUUUCCGCGGACGAAUAUCCCUUUCUCUGCAUGUUCUUUUUCUUUCUGUGUUUACGUGGUACGUUGAAUGUGUGUUAUUCGCUGUUGCUUCUAUACCAGAGACUUUGUUUGAUUCAACUGUGUGUAUGUGUUUUCUAUACGACUCUCGGUUGACUUCCAGUCAACCCCCGCUUUUUAAAACUGAGGAAAGAGGUCCAUCUUUUAUGAGUGGUUGUCACCAGAUAGCGAGAGGUUUGCGUGAAUUCCUAUCCUAUUCCGAUUCUCAUCAUCUGCCCAAGAAUAUUAGGUUGUCACUUGGUUUUAUAUCCCUGGAGCUGUUGGUUUGACUUUUUUUUUUGGAGUCCUCUUCUUGAGGAAAUGCUUUCCAUACAGUGGGACCCCAAGAUGCAGAGAGAAUUCAUGUAAGAACCUUGUUCAUAAGUAAGGAUGUCCACAUGUUGGGCCGUACACUACAAUAAAUUUCGAUGGGAAUAUUUUUAAUUGGUUCUUUGGAAGAUGAUUAGCAAAAAAAAAGUCCCCAAGAAAUUGAUUGAUUUUUUUUUUACUUUGGAAUUACUGAAAAUAAAUGUGCAGAGGAAAGCCACACAGAAUCUGAUCUUUUGGCAACAGGAGGAGCUCAAGAAGCAAAGGAUAUGAACAAGUCCGUCUGUACUGAGCACCCAUGAUGGAAAAAAACUGAGAAAAAGAAGCACAAAAUUAGCAUCUUCUUGAUUAUGCAGUAGGGUUAUUAUUAUAUACAGCCAACUCAACCCCUGUCUAAUGUACCUCCCAGCUAAUGUACUCUUGUCUAAUUCACCACCUUUACAGGCUGUUUUUCAUUCUGUCUGAUAUACCAAAUCUGUUCAAUGCACUUCAGUUGCUUGAUAAUUAAUGUCGCAAAUUGAAAUGCUUGACAUUUUAGUGUGUAGGAAAAAUAAAAUUGUUCCCAAAUACUUUUUACCUUGAGUAUUUAUCUGUUGCACUAAUCAAGUGCAUUAUAUGAGGGUUGACUGUAAUGAAUUUUGUUUUUAUAAUUCAAGUGUAAACAGCCUAAUUUCUCUGAAAAAUACAAAAAUUUGGAGAAUUUAAUUUUCAAAUUCUUCAAGAAAUCUUGGAAAAGUGUCCAAAUCUUCAGUCACAGUUCAGAUGUUGGGGCUAGAUUUUUUCAUUUCUGCGUGUCCCCAAUGUCUGUAUUUUGGGGUGUUGGCAUUUUUGGGUCUCACUGCAUUAAUAAGCUUGUGCCUUCCAGUUGAUUGAACCACCCCCCCCCCUUCCCUCCCAAACUUGCUUUGCAUAAGCAAGGUCAUCUUUAGUGUUAUUCUGCUGGUCUGUUGAAAACUUUUUUCCUGAAAGUUCAUCAAUUCCAUGUUAUCAUCCAUGAACAUCGUUGAUAGUUUAGGGUAGGCAUUUAUCAUUUUAUUAUCAUUUGAAAGGCAGGAAGAGAGAUUCUGGUGGUUCUCAUACUUGUUUUUCCUGGUGAAAUGUUUGCUGAUGCUUGAGGAAUUCAGGAUUUUUGGUGGUCUGUAUAUUUUUGUUGUGAUUGUGCUGCAAUUGAAAGAUUGCCAAGGUCUAUACAAAGAUGAUGGUUUUCAUACCUUGUUCUUUGGACA